AGCCCUUCAUGCCACACUCUAACAUCUAUUCAGCUAAACACAUAACAAGACCAGAAACAUCAACAUGUGGACUCUGAUGUACCUCCUCUUGAUGUUCACGACCUGUUGCCUCACUCAGAGUAAUGUUGAGCAGAUAAAGGAAAAUAUGAAAUGCUAUGCCAAGGACUAUGUUAUCCAAUACUAUGUGCCUUAUGUUAGCACACAACCCGAUGAAGCUAAGCUGAAGCUGUUGAAACACCUCGAGGACAGUCUGCAGCUUAUUACUAGUACGAAUGACAAGGAGGGGGCUGAGGGGAUGGCCACGCUGCCAAAAAGUCUAAGUAAAGUUUCCAAAGACAUUGAAGAUCAACUUGGACACAAGAUCAGAGGUUUGUCCAAUAAGGUUGAAAGUAACGACGGCCUGCUUGUCAUCGAUGCUCAGAAUCUAAUGAAGGCUGUUUCCAGAGAUGUAGAGGGCAGUCUGGAUCAAAAGGUUAGAAGUUUGUCGAAUAAGGUUGAGAGUAACGAUGGCCUGCUUGUCUCAAAUCCUCAGAAUCUAAUGAAGGCAGUUUCCAGAGAUGUAGAGGACAGUCUGGAUCAAAAGGUCAGACGUUUGUCGAAUAAGGUUGACAGUAACGACGGCCUGCUUGUCAUCGAUGCUCAGAAUCUAAUGAAGGCAGUUUCCAGGGAUGUAGUGGACAGUCUGAAGCACAAGGUCAGACGUUUGUCGAAUAAGGUUGACAGUAACGAUGGAUUGCUUGUCUUCAAUCCUCAGAAUCUAAUGAGGGCAGUUUCCAGGGAUGUAGAGGACAGUCUCACAGACAUCAAAGCGAUCAUUGAUCAUGUACAUAAAGAAGUAACUGAUGAUGCCAAACUCUAUAAAGUGUUGAAAAAAGAAUUGUUAGCCUGGAUACAAUAUAAUGUUAAACACGACAAUAUGCCGCUUCAUAACCUUGACCUCAAUAAUCUGAUUAAUUGGUUGACACUGGUGCAUGACUCUCGGAGAAACAUCAGCAAAGGAGCCGAUUCCUUUUACCAAGACUGGAACACAUCGCUGCCCAUCUUGAGUGAUCUUUUCUUGUCCCUUGAUCCGUUGAAACCAUUGUCAACAAAUGUAUCCCCUUUCCCUGAUGGGUUUGACUGA
This is a messenger RNA of Haliotis rubra (blacklip abalone), 1123 nucleotides long. RefSeq lists its product as uncharacterized. The record is from RefSeq and is a predicted model, not a curated record. Bases 65 to 1123 code for a protein of 352 amino acids. NCBI's taxonomy places the organism in Eukaryota, Metazoa, Mollusca, Gastropoda, Lepetellida, Haliotidae. The transcript is spliced from 2 exons.